AUGGUGUGGAUUUGGUUGGCAGCGGCACUGCUGGGUAUCGGCACAGCGCUAACGCCACCGACUUGUGAUCCGGCAGUAGUGUCGUUCGUUUCGGACCCGACCAGCUGCACCCAGUACUACACCUGCUACAACGGCGUGGCCACUCUGCAGACGUGCCCGGAUCAAAAGUACUUUGACGCUACGCGGAUGCUGUGCGACGUGCCGGAAUAUGUGAACUGCGUUGUGGAUCCUUGCGCCGCUACCACCGGUGUUACUUCGUUGCCCAUUGCGAACUCAUGCACCGCCUAUACGCUUUGCGUCGAGGGUACCGGUUACCAGGUGACAUGUGCCAGCGGGACGCUAUACGAUGAGACGUACGGCGAUUGUGUCCUGGCCGGGGCCAGCUCGUGUGUGGAGAAUCCUUGCCUUUCGCUCGAUCCGGCCACCGCCACACCGACCACGUUCUAUCCUGUGUCGAACUCGUGCACAAAGUACAUCAUCUGUAACAAGCAGGAGGCAGUGGUGCGGGAGUGCGUCGGUAGCAACGUCUUCAAUCGUGUCGAAGCCAAAUGUGUUCCAAAGGCAAGUUACACUUGCCCCGCGGGCACGGCUUGAGGGCGAGAUUG
This is a messenger RNA of Anopheles bellator, 605 nucleotides long. RefSeq names its product peritrophin-44-like. NCBI's taxonomy places the organism in Eukaryota, Metazoa, Arthropoda, Insecta, Diptera, Culicidae. Gene Ontology annotation, cellular component: extracellular region. The transcript has 2 exons. Bases 1 to 594 code for a protein of 197 amino acids. Gene Ontology annotation, molecular function: chitin binding. The record is from RefSeq and is a predicted model, not a curated record.